AUGUCUAGUGACAGCCAAAUAGAGCGCGUUAAUGAUGUUGUGAUCAUUGGGGCGGGAUUUUCAGGCUUGACCAUGGCCUGCCAGCUACAGCGGAAACUGAACCAUUUCGACUAUGUUAUCUACGAACGGAGUGCGGAGAUAGGUGGCACGUGGUGGGCGAAUAAAUAUCCUGGAUGUGCUGUGGAUAUUCCAGCCGCUUGCUACAGCCUAUCUUUUGCACCUAAUGCGGAAUUCACGAAAUUUUUCCCAAGUCAGAAAGAAGUGCUCUCAUACAUCUGGAAGGUUGCUGACAAGUACAAUGUUCGCCCUCAUGUAUUCUGCAACGUAGAAUGCGAGGGGGCGUUGUGGAAUAAUGAAAGAAAGCGGUGGUUAGUAAAGCUGCGAGACUCGAUCUCUCGGUGUACCAUCCUCCAGGAAUGUAAGAUCUUGAUCUCUGCGGUCGGCGCCCUGGUCAAUUCAAAGCCUUUCAGUCUACCGGGAACAGACCUGUUUCAAGGACCGAUUAUCCACACCGCGAGGUGGCCGCAGGAUGCUGUUGUACGUGGCAAGAACGUUGUUGUGGUUGGGAAUGGGGCUUCGGUAGCCCAAUUGAUACCGUCCAUUGCCCAGGAAGCCAGGUCCAUUGCCCAGUUUAUAAGGACCCCGCAUUACUACAUUCCUAGCAGGAAUGUCGAUAUUGGAUCCGCGUGGAGAAACUUGUUCUUAUAUGUACCCGGGGUUCUGCUCAUCUUGAGGUUAAUUAUUUUCCUGUAUCUUGAAACGGCCUCUUUUAUGUUUGGCCUUGAUGCAAGGAGCAAGAACCUCCGGCACCAUUAUGCGGACCGGAGCAAAGAAUACGUUCGACGUGUGGCACCUGAAAAAUACUGGCCCUUACUUCUACCCCGGUACGAAUUGGGAUGCAAGCGGCGAGUGUUCGAGAACCAGAAUUACAUGAAAUGCCUACAGGAAGACCACGUCUCCCUCACAGACGACCCAAUCACUGCUGUUAAGAAGCAUUCAAUUCUGACAAGGUCGGGAAAAGAAUACCCUGCCGAUGUGAUUGUAUUGGCCACGGGUUCCUCCCUCACACAGUGGGAUACCAAUAUUUAUGGUCGCGACGGACGUUCGCAGUCAGAUCACUGGAAAUCUUACGGCUGUAUAGAGGCCUACCAUUCAAUUGCAAUGUCUGGGUUCCCCAAUUUCUUCUAUAUUCUGGGACCCAAUUCCGGUAGAGGCCAUACCUCGAAAAUAUAUGCGAUUGAGAGCUAUACCACUCAAGUCCUGCGGAUUGUUACCCCAAUACUAAAAGGGCAGCGGAAAUCUGUGGAGGUGAAGCCUGAAAAAGAAAAGGAAUACCACGAGAGGCUUCAGCUUGAAAUUGAAAAAACCGUAUGGGCAACCUCAUGUGCGUCGUAUUUCAUUGACUCUGAGACUGGGAAAAACUGGUUUAUUUACCCAUGGAGUUCUUUCCGAAUGUGGUACACAACUCGGCUGGGGAGUCUCGAGGACCGGACAUAUGAGUAA
Messenger RNA from Aspergillus ibericus CBS 121593, 1503 nucleotides. Its product is annotated as flavin-containing monooxygenase. Bases 1 to 1503 code for a protein of 500 amino acids. The record is from RefSeq and is a predicted model, not a curated record. Lineage: Eukaryota; Fungi; Ascomycota; Eurotiomycetes; Eurotiales; Aspergillaceae. The transcript is spliced from 9 exons.